AUGUCACCAGGAGAGGAAUUCGACAAAAAUACUAUGCUUAUGACUCAAACUAGCCAGACAGACUACGAGGAACUCUGUCGUCUAGACGUACUCGGGUUAGCUGACGUUCCAACACACGAUCAAGGAACGGUGUACUCCGAAUUUAAAGAGCAAUUAACGAGAGAUCCAGCGGGAUGGUACGUAACGGGGCUGCCUUGGGGAGGAAAUCAUGCAACCUUGCCAAACAACAAACAAGGAAGUCUACGUCGUCUGAACCACCUCACGAAGCGACUGCACCAAAACGGCCUUACCACCGAGUACGACUCCAUCAUCCGAGAAGAACUGAACGAGGGGAUUGUUGAGAAAGCACCGGAAGUCCCUAGCAACAAGGAAUUCUACAUUCCACAUAAGGCGGCUCGUACGCGAAAGGAAAAGGCCAUUGAAGUCCUGGACGAUGCCACUUUCCAAUCACACAAGUGGCACUCGAACGUUGAAGAGUUAGAGAGAGACGGUGAUCGGUCCCAAAAUCAUGACGAACAAUCGUUUGCGAAACAACAAUUUGGAGUGCAACCUGGUGAAACGAAGAUGCUUGGUUUGAAAUGGAAUAAAGUCGAGGAUACCCUGUCGAUCAAUUUUCCUGAAGAUGAACAUCCCGUGACCAGACGCGGUAUUCUCGGCAAACUCGCAAAGAUCUAUGACCCCCUCGGUCUAGUGUCACCACUUACACUAGAAGGGAAGCUGGUGUACAGAGCAGCCUGCGAGUCGAAGACGCCAUGGGAUGCCAAACUUAAUGACAAACUGACUCAGCGUUGGAAGAAGUGGGAGCGAAUCACCCCCAAGAUGGAGACGACACCGCGGGCGAUUGCAGACCAUAGAGAACCGGUGGAUGAGCUAGAACUUCACGCGUUUGGAGACGCCUCUACACAAGGAGUAGGCGCAGCUGUCUACUCAAUCGUGAGACAAAAGUCUGGAGUUACGCAACGACUUGUAGCUGGGAAGGGUCGACUCGCUAAGCAAGGGCUCACUAUCCCUCGGUUGGAAUUGGUCGCAGCACACAUGGCCACCAACCUUGUGACGAACGUGGGCAGCGCCUUACAAGGACUUCCGAAGCCCAGAGUACUCGGAUGGUUAGACAGCUCAGUUGCCCUACAUUGGAUCCGCGGUAACGGACAAUAUAAACAGUUUGUGGCAAAUACAGUCGCCAAGAUCCAACUUCAUUCAGAAAUCGAGUGGCGAUACGUGCCUACCCAUGACAACCCUGCCGACCUAGCCAGCCGCGGAGGGACAGUGACCACACCGUUGUGGUGGACUGGGCCCGAGUGGCUACAAGACCACGAUCGUUGGCCAACCAACCCAAUUACCGAAGCUUCAGCAGAUUCAGAGGCUGAAGCCAAGAUCAUCAAAGAAGUCUUGUGUGUCGCACGAGUAGAAGAUAUGAAGACGGACGACUUCGAUGACCUUCUCAAAAGACGAGAUUUACGACGCGUCCUGAGAACCGGUGCGUGGAUUCUACGGUUUGUUCGCAAUUGUCGAAGCAAGCAAAAGCAACGCGGUCCGUUGACAACUCCAGAAGUGAGCGAGAUGAAGACUUGGUGGAUCAAACGUGUCCAACUCCAAGACAGUUCAACACCACAUCACGAGCAAACCAAAGUCGCCCUUAACCUGCAGUGUCGGGGAAGAAUACAAGGGAAGUACCCGACGUAUCUACCUCCUGACGCGCCGUUUACGAGGAAGUUGGUGCAGAGAGUGCACCUCAAGACACUGCAUGGUGGCGUUGGGUUAACUAUGGCCGCAGUGAGAGAGGAUUACUGGGUUCCAAAGCUCAGACGGUUGGUAAAGUCUAUCCAAAGAGAUUGUUGGGGUUGCAAGCGGUCCAGAGCAACGGCCUUCGCAACACCCCCUCCUGGUCAGCUUCCAGAAGACCGAACCACCGGAGAAACAGCCUUCGAAGUCGUGGGAACUGAUUUCGCAGGGCCAAUACGGUAUCGAAAAGCUGCGAAGCGAGAGGGAAAGGCCUAUCUGAUCAUUUUCUCUUGCAGUUUGUCGAGAGCUAUCCACCUAGAAGUCAUUCCUAAUCUUGAAACGACAACCUUUAUCCCGUGCUUGAAACGGCUAGUGGCUCGGAAGGGUCGACCUCGAGUUAUCUACUCAGACAACGGUCGGACAUUUGUGAAAGCGGUGAAGUGGUUGGUUCAAGCGGUGGAAGACGAACGCCUCCACAGCCACCUAGAAGAGUGUAGCAUCACGUGGAAAUUUAACCUGUCAAGAGCACCCUGGUGGGGCGGGCAGUUCGAGAGACUGAUAGGUAUAGUGAAGAAGGCAAAUGCACAAGACGAUCGGGGGAGCAACGCUCACUUGGCAAGAGUUAAGCGAAGUCAUGUUAGAUAUCGAGACCCAGAUAAAUAG
Molecule: messenger RNA, 2385 nt
Organism: Dendronephthya gigantea
Lineage: Eukaryota; Metazoa; Cnidaria; Anthozoa; Malacalcyonacea; Nephtheidae
Exons: 2
Coding region: 1-2385 (794 amino acids)
Biological process (GO): DNA integration
Molecular function (GO): nucleic acid binding
Source: RefSeq, a predicted model, not a curated record